Molecule: messenger RNA, 5170 nt
Organism: Alligator mississippiensis (American alligator)
Lineage: Eukaryota; Metazoa; Chordata; Crocodylia; Alligatoridae
Gene: CEP126
Product: centrosomal protein 126
Exons: 9
Coding region: 1639-4803 (1054 amino acids)
Biological process (GO): non-motile cilium assembly; cytoplasmic microtubule organization; mitotic spindle organization
Cellular component (GO): ciliary base; centrosome; midbody
Source: RefSeq, a predicted model, not a curated record
UGAUUAAAUUGUUUAGAGUUGUUUGAUACAUACAAAAAAUAGCAAAUGGUUGAAUACUCCUUUUUUUAAUUGUGGAACUUUAUCUAGUGCCCAAUAGUGCAGUUUUACAAAAUGUAAAAUGCAUUUUUCCCCAAAUUCGUUUUUGCAGUGCAUUUAGCACAAAGCAGAGAAGAGGAGACUAACCUUUCCACUUCCCUAACCCUGGUGAAACCUGAGGCUCGCUCAGUGCUACCGUAAAUGAGAAUAUCCUCCAGGUUAAAAUCAUAAAAUCAUAGAAAAUUAGGGUCAGAAGGGACCUCAGGAGGUCUAGUCCAACCCCCUGCUCAAAGCAGGACCAUCUCCAACUAGAUCACUCCAGCCAGGGUUUUGUUGAGCUGGUCCUUAAAAAUAUCCAAGAAUGGAGAUUCCGCCAUCUCUCUAGGUAAUUUGUUCCAGUGCUUCACCACCUUCCUAGUGAGACAGUUUUUCCUAAUAUCCAACCUAAACUUCCCUUGCUGCAGCUUAAGACCAUUGCUACUUUUUCUGUUAUCUGCCACCACUGAGAGCAGUCUAACUCCAUCCUCUUUGAAACCACCGAUCAGAUAGUUGAAAGUUGCUAUUAAAUCCCCCCUCAGUCUAUUUUUCUACAGACUAAAUUCCCUCAGCCUCUCCUCAGAAGUCGUGCCCCAGCCUCUGAACCAUUUUUGUUGUCCUUUGCUGGACUUUCUCCAAGUUGUCCACAUCCUUUCUGUAGUGGGGCGCCCAAAACUGGACACAGUACUCCAGAUGUGGCCUCGCCCGAGCAGAAUAUUGCAGAAUAAUUGCUUCCAUCGAUCUGCUGGCAAUGUUCCUACUAAUGCAAUCCAGUAUGCUGUUAGCCUUCUUGGCAACAAAGGCACACUGCUGACUCAUAUCAAGCUUAUUGUCCACUGUAACCCCAAGGUCCUUUUCUACAGAGCUGCUGCUUAACCAGUUGGUCCCAAGCCUUUAGCAGUGCGUGGGAUUCUUUUGUCCUAAAUCCAGGACUUUGCAGAUUUCUUUUGGCUCAAUUCUCCAAUUUUUCUAGGUCACUCUGAAUCCUAUCCCUACCCUCCAGGUUGUUCUAAUCUGUCCCAGUGCCCUAGUUCUCUAGACCACUCAGCCCUCUACUUAUUUAAUAGUAAAUUCUAACCAAAUACUUUACUGCUUCUCUUUUAGGUGGAUUGUGAUGCAAUUUUUAAUGAUAAGUUCAUGUGUUUGUUUUUUCCACAAAGCCAUGCCUCCUCCAGUCCACAGAUUGGACAAUAUUCACUUCUUGAGCAACUAUUCUAUAUUUUGUUGUUUCUUUGUUGUUCAGCAUGGCUCCAUGACUUAUUUACUAUUUGUUGUCUAAGUGCUCUGAAGAUAGCAUUAUUAAUUUUUCAUAGGCUUCUGCAAAGACUCUCAUUCUUAUACUCUUUAGUUAUGUCAUAAAUUUAUUUUCACAAAGCUUUUUUGAGGUGACUUGAUUAACAUCACAGAGAAACUCUAUGGCAAACAGAGGGAUAGAAUUGCAAUUCUCCAGGCAGAAGUCAACUUUCUUAAAAACUUCGUGUACUCCUUCCUUAAUUCAUUAUUCAUCUUUCAGAAUUUGCAAAAAUUGUAUCAGGGUCCUACAGUCUUCAUUAUAUAAAUUCAUAGAUGUUAGGGGCUGGAAGGAACCUCUCGAGAUCAUCAGGUCUGCCUCCCCUGCACUUGGAUAGGAAGGACUGCUGGGGUCAGAUGACCCCAGUAAGAACAACAGACUCUCCCUCAGUUUCAUCUAGAAACGAUUAUUUGCAUCAGAAACAGACCUCGGCAUGGGUUAGCAGUGAUAAAGCAAAACAGGAAAACAGUACAACAAAUCCAGAUAGUAACCAACUUUUCUUCCAGCAAAAUCUGGAAGAAAUGCAACAAUUCCUUGAAGAGCAGCAUCUGAGCAACUUGGAGAAUUUUCAUCAAGAAGUCAACCAAAUAACCAAUUCUGAAAGCCUAUCAAGCCUGGAUAGUCUUGAGGCUGGAGAACAAAAUGAAAGUAAUAUGACACCAAGUGAAUUGUCAUCUUUGACUAAACAGUAUGACUCUACACCCUACAAUUCCCAGAAAUCAGAACCUACAAAUAAAUCUUUUCCUGAGACAGCUGAACUGACUCUUUCUAAAAACCAACAUGUAAAUAAUUGGCUCAGAAAGUUAGAUAUGCAGAGUGGCCACAUAUACACAUCUUUUCAUGAUGAUUUACCUAAACAUAAUGUCCUGAUUCCCACUGAACAUGGACAUAAUCCAAAGCAGAAAUCAUCUGUUCCUAUCAAAUCUGAACAAAGAAUGACAGAAAUAUGUGUUUCUGAUAAGCAGGUAACCUCUGUAAAAAAUCUGUGUACUUUUAGGGAAAACAAAGAGAAAGAAAAAAACAGUUCAUCUUUUGGAAUGGUUAGCAGAGAGAGCUUGGUGACCACUGACAACCAUGUAUUCAAACCAAGCAAAGCAUGGACUACUUCUGAUUCUUCUCAAAAAGAAAGAAUUCAGGAUUUAGUACAAGGGCAGAGUUCUGAAAUAAUCCAACCUAAAACAACUACACUAGUACAAAUGGCCAGUCAUCCUAUGGCAACACCUGUAAUUUUACCUCCGAAACAAUGGAACUCCAUUGGUAGUCACAACAGUAGUUUCUCAGCUGAUAUCAUACAAAAGGAAAAAAAUACAAACACAUGUCCACGUACUGAUAAUCUGGACAACUUGAUAGAAGAGAAAGAAGAAACUACUAAAUAUUUUAAUGAUAAUAAUCAAGGAUCAUCUUUAUUUCAAGAUGCAUCUAAUACAUCAAUUUUAUGCAACAUUGAUCAAGAAGACGACAAUGAAGAACAUGGAAAUACAGCCAAACCCAUGCCACAUUUGUCUGAUGCAGGGUUUAAUUCUGACUUGCCUAAUCAACACAAAAAUCUGAGAAAGAAUGUUCGGGAGGGAUAUGGAGUAAAACUGCUCAAAAGUAUUUUAAAAAAGGAAUCUAAAUAUGAAAAUAAUUUUUUUAAAUCGGUAGUUAUGAAACCAAAGUUCAGCUUUGGGAAUCAAACCAUAUCUUGUAUCAGAGACAGUUUGGAAUUAGUAAAAAUAAAAGAGAAAAAUGCAGAGGAUCAAAAGACCAAUAAGAAACUGCGAUGGUUUGAUGAAAAUGACAAAAUAGUAAUAGAAGGUGAUGAAAAAUGUUCUGAAAGGAAUCCCAGUAAAGUAUCUCAGGCUCAGCUGCAACCAUCUCAUGUUCAAACUAAAAUCAAUGCUCUUAACACUGAUUUAAGUAUUGCUUCUUGCACUGCAAGUCCUGUUUGCUCAGAAAAUCACCAGGAUUCUACUCUGAUAUACACAAAAUCUGCUACUGCUGGAGGCUCAGAGAGAGACUGUACACUUCUGAAUUCUUUAGGAUAUACAAGGUACCAUUUUGCUAAACAGGCAUGGAUGGCAUCGCCAGGUGAAAAAAGUAACCCUCUAUAUAGUAAUGACUCUAAAAUCCAAAGGGGUAACCUGCAUAAAGGCAAGACAAAAAUCAUCAGAAGACCAAUAUCUGCCAGAGCCCAAACAAGUUUUAUACCCAAAAAUAGGAAGGGCACUAUAGUCCGAGCACAGUCUGCUAGUGAAGCUAGCAAAGUUAUAAGAGCUCAGGGUAAAAUCAUGAUACCUCAUCCACCACCUAAACUUUUACUAGACUGCACAACUGGACAAAAUGUAGCAGAGACUAGGAGUGGGUAUCAAUCAGUAAAUUCUUCUAAACCUCAAACCAUCAGUAAAAAUAAUGAUUUAAAUGCAAAACAUAUUUUGCCAGCAGAUCAGAAUUACAAUAAAAGUAUCACAGAAAAUAAUAAGAGUACUGCAUGUGGUCAUAUGACAAUAUCCACACUUUCCACCAGUGUAGCUACAUAUGAACCUUUGGCAAAAACUAUUUAUACUGUAGAUAGUAUUCAGACAAGUGCCCAGCAAGACUGCUUUAUACCUUGCACCAAAAAAAGACCUGUUUAUGCAGAAAAUGGACCACGGCUGGAUCGAACACCAACUGACGAAGAAAUAAAUCAUCUCUGUGAAGGAGUGCAUAGUGCCCUAGCUCAAAAAGAAUUUGCAGCUGGUGAUUUCCGGCAUUAUGGCACACAUUACAAUAAUUCCUUUUCUUCUAACUUACAACCUACUAACUCUGGUAUAUCUCUUUUUACGAUUGAUGGUGGCAGUCUCAUGACCAAUUUAAAGUCAGUUUCUAGAAUGAAUGGAUUUCUUUCUUCAAUAAAUGGUGCUGUUCCUACAACUAGACGCAAACAAAACUUUGAUAAUGCUGAAAUUAAACGUAGAGCUCUUUUAGAACAAAGACGGCAAGCUAUAGCAACUACAAUAUGGAGAUCCACUCAUCCUACACAGAAUUCAGUACAUACAGUCCAGCUAAGUCCUUUUCAAUAUCCAUUUGAGCCAGUGCAAGCAGUGAGUGGCAUCCCUAAUUCUGAUGAAGAAAGUACUGCUCAGUUUCUGCUAUCAGAAAAACUAGCAAGUAUAUCAGUUACAGAGGGUGAAAUGCUGUCUGCUGUGGAAACAACACAACCACGCAGACAGCCAUUGUUGCUCAACAAGCCCCAAAGACUCAGCAUGACAGCAUUGUCAAUGGAAGAACACAAAAUUCUUCAGUCACUUGAUCACCUCAAUCAGAGGUUGCAGAAUAUCCAGGAAUCCAUUACCAAAAACCCAUCCACUUCAAGGGGUUUUCAGAUAAUUUCCCCUUUGCAUGGUGCAUCCUCCCCUUCUGUGGAUUCUACAUUAUCUACACAGAGGCAUCAGAGUAUGUCAGCUGACCCUCGAUUAUGAUUGCAAAGAAGAUACUGACAUGGUCUAACAAAAACUGCUUCACUGGAUUUAAAUUUAAUGUGGCCUUACAUGUACACAUUCUUCAUGCUACAAAAUCAAGAAAACAUACGUUUAAACAUUGACUCAAUUAAUGUAAGCUAAGUAGUUUACAUUUCAAACCUUAACUAUGCACUUUAUUGUAAAAUAUUGUAUUUUAAAAGAAUGCAUAUACCUCACCUUUUAAUUAAUCUGUUAAUUAAUUGUAUCUUUAAUUAAAAUGAAAUGCAAAGGACAUUAUUUUGUUACUCAGAUUAAGAUUAUGUAUAAACUAAUCUUCCAAUUUCCUGGUUUUCCAGAUUUUCUAAUAAAUUAUAUUAUAUUUAUAUAA